AUGCGGUGGCCCAGUGUGUCCCUCUGGAGUCUCCUCUGGCUGUGGGUGCCGCUGGCCAGUGGCCGUCCCGUCCGGCUGGAGAAGGUCCGGGCGGACACCAGGAACCUCACCCGCCCCCUCAGCACCCGCAUCCAGCAGCUGCAGCUCUUCCCCCUGAGCCUGAAGAUCAGCGGGCUGGAGGCCAUCCCGGGGGAGGGGGCUCCCGAGGGGCUGGGGGCCAUGGACCACCGUCUCCAGCUCUUCCAGCGCCUGCUGGGCGGCCUGGCGGCCGGCAACCUACCGCUUGCCCAGAUUGCCAACGACAUGGAGAACCUCCGCAGCCUCCUGGCCGCCCUGGCCACCCACCUGGGCUGUCCCCCGCUCCGCACCCCCCCGGGGCCCCCGGGACCCCCCGGUUUAUCCGACUUGCUGGUCGAAGCACCCCACACUGCCGCCGGGCUGGCCCUGGCGCGGCUUCGCGUUUGCCUGGACGGCAUCGCCGCCCGCCUCGAUGGCCUCCCUGCCUGCUAG
This is a messenger RNA of Haliaeetus leucocephalus (bald eagle), 510 nucleotides long. It is a transcript of the gene LEP, whose product is annotated as leptin. Gene Ontology annotation, molecular function: hormone activity. The record is from RefSeq and is a predicted model, not a curated record. Gene Ontology annotation, biological process: signal transduction. The coding region runs from base 1 to 510 and encodes 169 amino acids. The transcript is spliced from 2 exons. Gene Ontology annotation, cellular component: extracellular region. Lineage: Eukaryota; Metazoa; Chordata; Aves; Accipitriformes; Accipitridae.